AUGGCCCCCAUCGCCGUCCAAGAGCCGACCCCCACAACCUGUACAACAACAACAACCCCACAACCAACCCAUCCUGGCUUGAUUCAAGUCAACCGCUCCCCCAAAGCCUUCGGCAGCAGUGCCUCCUCUCUUGUCUCCCUCCCGGCAGGCGCCGUUUUUGCCAAAAUCACCUCCGCCACGCCCUCCAAGAAGGCCUACACAUCCGUCCAAACCGGCCAGGACAGCCACAUCGAGCUGAACUCGGACCUGGUGUUCUGCAACCACUCGUGCGACCCGAGUUUGAACUUUGAUAUGGACAAGAUGGAGGUGCGGGUUGUGGACGAUCGGCCGUUGAAGGUCGGGGAUGCAUUGACGUUCUUCUAUCCCAGUUCGGAGUGGGAGAUGGAUCAAGCGUUCAACUGUAACUGCGGGAGUGAGAAGUGCAAGGGGUGGAUUUCUGGGGCGAAGACGAUGGGGAGAGAUGAGCUGGAGGGGUACUGGUUGAAUCCGCAUAUCGAGGAGUUGUUGAGGGAGAGGGACGGGCAGCUGUGA
Molecule: messenger RNA, 531 nt
Organism: Aspergillus lentulus
Lineage: Eukaryota; Fungi; Ascomycota; Eurotiomycetes; Eurotiales; Aspergillaceae
Source: RefSeq, a predicted model, not a curated record